AUCGCCCGCACGCAGAAGAACAAGGCUACGGAGUAUCACCUUGGUCUGCUGAAGGCAAAGUUGGCCAAAUACCGAGCGCAGCUGCUGGAACCCUCCAAAUCCUCUGCGGGGAAAGGUGAAGGCUUUGAUGUGAUGAAAUCUGGAGAUGCCAGGGUAGCACUGAUCGGCUUUCCCUCUGUGGGUAAGUCCACGUUCUUGAGCCUAAUGACCUCCACAGCCAGCGAAGCUGCCUCUUACGAGUUCACAACACUGACGUGUAUUCCGGGUGUCAUAGAAUACAAAGGCGCAAACAUUCAGCUCUUGGAUCUGCCUGGGAUCAUCGAAGGAGCUGCACAAGGGAAGGGGAGAGGCCGUCAGGUGAUAGCCGUGGCCAGGACUGCGGAUGUUGUCAUCAUGAUGCUGGACGCUACAAAGGGUGAAGUCCAGAGGUGUCUCCUGGAAAGGGAGCUGGAAUCUGUCGGAAUCCGCCUGAAUAAGAGCAAACCAAACAUCUACUUCAAGCCAAAGAAGGGUGGAGGCAUCUCCUUCAACUCGACAGUCACACUGACACAGUGCUCUGAGAAGCUGGUGCAGCUCAUUCUCCAUGAAUACAAAAUCUUCAAUGCUGAGGUUCUGUUUCGAGAGGACUGUAGCCCUGAUGAGUUCAUCGACGUGAUUGUUGGCAACAGAGUCUACAUGCCGUGCUUAUACGUUUACAACAAGAUUGAUCAGAUCUCCAUGGAGGAAGUUGACCGCCUGGCUAGGAGGCCCCACAGCGUCGUGAUCAGCUGCGGAAUGAAGCUGAACCUAGACUACUUGCUGGAGAAGCUGUGGGAAUAUCUGGCGCUUACCUGCAUCUACACAAAGAAGAGAGGACAGAGACCAGACUUCACAGAUGCCAUCAUUCUCCGGAAAGGGGCUUCUGUAGAGCACGUGUGCCAUCGGAUCCACAGGUCGUUAGCCAGCCAGUUCAAAUAUGCCUUGGUGUGGGGAACCAGCACAAAAUACAGCCCUCAGAGAGUAGGAUUAACCCAUAUGAUGGAGCAUGAAGAUGUCAUCCAGAUUGUCAAGAAGUAGCCCUCUGAGCUUCUGUUCACCGGUGCCUGACCUUGUCCACGUCUGGAAAAUCAGAGCUGACUUCUCGUGACCACAUCCAAGCCGGCAGCAGACUGACAUGCUCCAGAGCCACCAGGGCUUCAGCAAAACUUGUUCCAUGGAGACAGGGAGAGACAAGGAAGAUGCUAGUACCUGGCGGGGCUGGGGGCGGGGAGGGUUUUCCCACCUGGGGACAUUUCAGGCCAGGCAGCUCAUUGCGUCUCUGGAUGCUGAACCACAGAGCCUGUUCUUUUGCAGCAAAACUCACCCCCACAGCUUUCUACACCUCCAUGGACUUCGCAUGCGUCCGUGUGUUGCACCUGCCGACAACUCCUCUGGUCAGGCAGAAACCUGCAUGCAGAUGUGACUUUGCUCCAGGGUGUUGAUGCUAGACAGGAAGUCCAUCGCCUCCCAUUUGCACCUGCUUGUGUCUCUUAAUCUAGGCACACAUUUAAAGUGAGAACAAAACUGUCCCUUCCCAGCUCCUCUGAUUCCAGCCCCACUGCAAUUCACAGCUGUUCUGGCUUCCUCCUUCACCAUCUCAGCAGGUUGGGGCUCCCGACUCUCAUGUCUGAGAGAACUUUUGAAGGUCCCUCCUUACCAAGGACACUUGCUGGCCCCAUGAUGUGGCUUCUAGGAUGCCCUGCUUCAGUCCACUGUGCUGAGAGAUGAAUAAUGAAACCCAUGGAACAAACGCAUCUGCUUUUCACCAAGAUGCAGCAGGGACAUCUAAGAAGAGCUCCAAGGCCUGGAGAGGCUUCACUUCUGUCCACAUCAUGGGUCAGAGAGCUGCUGUUGGGGAUCCCCUCCACAAGACCACUCCCUCCCACAUGUUCUCUUUGCUGCCUUCUUCCCAGAUACUAGAAAACCUUUUGUCUCCCAGUCAUGCAUCAGCUCAUCUGAAUUCCAGCUGGAACUGUUCAAGCUUGAGGAGCGUCUGUGCAGUGGGAUAUAUUUUUGGUUAAAACAAAUAAUGCUGCUUCUUGGAUGGAAAUCUUCCCUCAGCCAUCUGGGGCUCUCUGAUCAUGCCGCCUCAUUACGUCUCAUUGCUGAACGGUUUAUAGUGCCUGAUAGAGACUGGCUCUUUCUCUCCAUGAGCAAGAGCUUCCAAUAGCUUUGAGUUACUUUCACAAUAAAGUGACUUUAGUCCAACGCAGGAUUCUUAACCAUGACUAAUUUGGUAGCUGACCCUUUCCCUCCUUUGUAUUCCUCCCCCCCAAGCCGAUCAAGGACGGAAGGAGUAUUUUAUUUGAGAGAAUAAAAGUUGCUAUUUCAUGCGA
This is a messenger RNA of Gavialis gangeticus (Gharial), 2354 nucleotides long. RefSeq names its product developmentally regulated GTP binding protein 2 (gene DRG2). The record is from RefSeq and is a predicted model, not a curated record. Gene Ontology annotation, molecular function: GTPase activity; GTP binding. The transcript is spliced from 13 exons. The annotation marks the transcript as partial. Gene Ontology annotation, cellular component: cytoplasm. Gene Ontology annotation, biological process: cytoplasmic translation. Lineage: Eukaryota; Metazoa; Chordata; Crocodylia; Gavialidae.